GGGAAGCCUUUGUUCAUAGUUCCUUUUCUGCUGUUGUGAGGUGCGGUAGGAAGUUAUUAUAAUCAUUAAAUAAUGGCUCCGCAGUGGUCCAAGGAAGCAAUUGAAACUUUGAUAUGUGCUUAUAGAGAAGAACAGUGUCUGUACGCAGUGAAAAGCCCAAAUUAUUACAAUAAACACUUGCGUGCAGAAGCACUCGAAAGAGUUGCAAGUGCCGUGUGUGUUGUUCGACCGUACACGACGAGCAAGGAGUGCUACAGCAAGAUGCACAAUCUACGAACUCAAUUUAAAGUGGAGCACGCCAAAGUAAAAUCAACGAAAAGCAGUGGCGCUGGGAUGAACGACAUAUACAAACCAUCUUUAUGGUACUACGAGAAGUUAAUGUUUUUGGCGGAUCAUUGCUUACCACGAAAAAGUACAGCCAUAGGCCUGACUCAACAUUCCAUGAGUGAGGACAAUGAAAGUGAAGAGACAUGCAGUCUCUCUUCUCAAAGUGUGGAUAUACAACCAUGACCACAUCAAAACAUCGAAGGCUGUUAUAGUCUUGAUGUGGAUGUGAUAAACGAUGUAUGCAUUGGGGAA
Schistocerca nitens (vagrant locust) is the source of this 579-nucleotide messenger RNA. RefSeq lists its product as uncharacterized. The record is from RefSeq and is a predicted model, not a curated record. Lineage: Eukaryota; Metazoa; Arthropoda; Insecta; Orthoptera; Acrididae. The coding region runs from base 73 to 510 and encodes 145 amino acids. The transcript has 3 exons.